Penicillium daleae is the source of this 1338-nucleotide messenger RNA. RefSeq names its product putative tetracycline transporter. Gene Ontology annotation, molecular function: transmembrane transporter activity. The coding region runs from base 1 to 1338 and encodes 445 amino acids. NCBI's taxonomy places the organism in Eukaryota, Fungi, Ascomycota, Eurotiomycetes, Eurotiales, Aspergillaceae. Gene Ontology annotation, cellular component: brush border membrane. The record is from RefSeq and is a predicted model, not a curated record. Gene Ontology annotation, biological process: transmembrane transport. The transcript has 2 exons.
AUGGCUAUCGCUGGCGGCCAACGAAAACAGGUCCUCAAAGUGUUGAUGAUCUCACUCCUGCUGGACCUCAUAUCCUUCACAUUCAUCCUACCCCUCUUCCCAUCUCUCCUCUCCUUCUACCGCGCCCAAGACCCAUCCCCAACAUCCCUCCUCAACCGCAUCUUCCACUACCUCAACGCCUACAAAAAUUCCUUUGCCCGCCCCAUCGAUUCACGCUAUGACAUCGUCCUCCUCGGCGGAGCCCUAGGCUCCCUCUUCUCCCUCCUCCAAGCCAUCGCCGCCCCAAUCAUCGGCCACCUCUCCGACCGCCAUGGCCGCCGACGCGCCCUUCUAACCGCAAUGGUUGGGAAUAUCUGCAGCGUUGCGCUGUGGGUAUCUGCGACCGAUUUCCGGACAUUCCUCGCUAGUCGAGUCGUUGGCGGACUCAGCGAAGCGAAUGUUCAAUUGGCCAAUGCGAUUGUCGCGGAUGUCACGGAUGAAACGCGUCGGGGCGCGUCGAUGGCGCUGGUGGGUGCUUGUUUUAGUAUUGCGUUUACGUUUGGGCCGAUGCUUGGUGCGGCAUUGAGUACGGUGGAGAUUGUAGCGGCGAAUCCGUUUAUCGCGGCUGCGUUGGUUUCGCUGGCUUUGAUUUUUGUGGAAACGGUUUAUUUGUGGGCUUGUUUGCCGGAAACGCAUCCGCGGUUGACUAUGCUGAAGCAGGAGGAGGGUACCGAGUCUGAAGGGAAAGAGAAGACCGAGUCGAAGGGUGUGACGCCCCGUGGACACACGAAUAAUCCGGCUCUACUUAAUGCUGUUCACUUCCUCUUCCUCCUGCCAUUCUCCGGCUUGGAAUUCUCUCUGCCCUUUUUGACGGCAACGCUCUACGCUGGAACCACCACAGCUAGCCCAGCCGCUCUGAACGGCCGACUCCUUUCCUUGAUGGGUUUGAUCGCAUCGCUCCUUCAGGGUACAGUCGUCCGCCGCCUGCCUCCCUUGGUCACCGUGCGAGCCGGUGUCGUCGCCUGUGCACUCUCGUUCUUCUGUCUAGCACGUGUCUCCUCACCGUCGGGCCUCUACGCCGCAGGCGGCUUAUUGGCUGUGACGAGUGCUACAGUUGUCACCGGUCUGAAUAGCUUGGGCAGCUUUGAGGCCCGGGAUGCUGAUCGGGGAGCUGUGAUGGGUCGACUCCGUGGCUGGGGUCAGGCAGGACGUGCGACUGGCCCGAUCCUGUUUUGUACGCUGUUCUGGUGGGCUGGGCGCGAGGCGGCUUAUACCGUUGGUGGUUUGGCGAUGACUGUCGUUGCUGUGGCGGUGUUUGGUCUGUUGAAAUCGCCUUCGCUGCAUGUCAAGACGGAGUAA